Messenger RNA from Hemicordylus capensis (graceful crag lizard), 7597 nucleotides. It is a transcript of the gene TPCN2, whose product is annotated as two pore segment channel 2. Gene Ontology annotation, cellular component: lysosomal membrane. NCBI's taxonomy places the organism in Eukaryota, Metazoa, Chordata, Lepidosauria, Squamata, Cordylidae. Gene Ontology annotation, biological process: monoatomic ion transport; transmembrane transport. Gene Ontology annotation, molecular function: monoatomic ion channel activity; voltage-gated channel activity. The record is from RefSeq and is a predicted model, not a curated record. The coding region runs from base 116 to 2407 and encodes 763 amino acids. The transcript is spliced from 25 exons.
ACUGCCCGGGAGGAGGACCGAGUUCUUCUUGAUUCUUUCUUUGCCGGGCGAGCUCAGCUGCCGCCUGCCUGGAGGGAGCAGCGCUUGGCUCUGUUUCCGCUCGCUGCUGUGAUCUAUGGAGGAAGGAGCCGGCGCCGAAACAGAGCCUUUGCUGUCUCCAGGACGUCCCGGCCGGCCGGCCCGAGCGCUGAGCCGCCUCUACUCGGACGGGGACAGCACUGACCUCAGAGACGAUGGAUGCUGCGUCGAGUCCGCGGCCUCGUUGCCUUACAGUAUAGGGAACGUUACUGAUCAUGACCUCUACUUCAACCAAGCUGUAGUCUUCAUUGAAGAUGCAAUUCAGUAUCGUUCCAUAAAUCACCGUGUGGACUCUUUCUCCUUAUGGCUGUAUCGGUGGUAUUAUUCAGAUGUUUGCCAAUGGGUUUUGAUUGCCACAAUUACACUAAUCCUGGCUCUUGCAUUCAUUGAAACGCCUUCUUCACUUACCAUCACAUCAGAUGUGCGAUAUCGCUCUAAAGCCUGGGAGCCUCCUUGUGGCCUGACAGAGAUAGUUGAACUGCUUUGCUUCCUUGUCUUUAUACUGGAUGUCUCUGUAAAGAGUUACCUAAUAGGAUGGGAAGAAUUUCGGAAAACCAAGUGGCUGAUGGCAUAUAUCCUGAUUCUAAUAGUCUCACUUGUAGACUGGAUUGUCUCAAUGAGCUUAUCCUGUAGUGAGGAACUGAGGAUAAGACGAAUCCUCCGACCUUUCUUCCUCCUUCAGAACUCUUCAAUGAUGAAAAAGACACUAAAAUGUAUCAAAAGGACACUGCCAGAAAUUGCAAGUGUUAUGCUGCUCUUAGCACUUCACCUGUUUCUCUUUACCAUAUUUGGCAUGCUGCUGUUUGCUCGAACAAAGGACAAGGAGUGGCAGGGAUAUUUCCACAACUUACCAGAUUCACUGACUUCAUUACUGGUAUUGCUGACAACUGCAAAUAAUCCAGAUGUGAUGAUUCCUGCAUAUUCUAAGAAUCGAGCCUAUAGCAUCUUCUUUAUACUCUUCACUGUGAUAGGAAACUUGUUUCUGAUGAACUUGCUGAUAGCAAUAAUAUACAAUCAGUUUCGUGGAUAUCUUCUGAAAUCAGUUCAAUCCUCACUCUUUCGGAGAUGCUUAGGAAUCCGAGCUGCAUUUGAAGUUCUUUGCUCUCUGAAGGAGACAUGUCUCAAUAAGAAUAUCUUGUGUGUCCAAUCUGAUACCCUAUUGCAAUUACUGCAGAAAGUAAAAAUGGAUUCCUACUGCAAGGAAGCAAUCAUUAGGAAGCUGGAGUCGUGUCCUCAGGGAGGAUUGUCAGCUGCUCAGUUCCAGACACUCUUUGAUGAACUUGGCAAACCUAAAGUUAAAGAGCAUCCUCCCAGGCCAGAUUACCAGUCACCUUUUCUACAGAGGCUUCAGUUUAUCUUUGGUCAUCACUACUUUGAGUAUUUGGGGAAUGCUGUAGCUCUCGCAAACAUUUUCUGUGUCUGUGUCAUCUUGGUGAUAGAUGCAGAUAAGUCUCCUGCUGAGCAGGAUGACUUCCUUUUAGGGGUUUUAAACUGUUUCUUUGUUCUCUGCUAUCUGCUGGAAAUGUUGUUGAAAAUAUUGGCACUGGGGUUAAAAAGAUAUUUAUCCUAUCCAAGCAACAUCUUUGAUGGACUUCUGACUAUAGUUCUGCUGGUUCUGGAGGUAUCAACAUUUGCUGUAUAUGGAUUUCCUCAUCAAGGCUGGAGACCUGAAAUGCUGGGCUUGCUGUCUCUGUGGGACAUGGUCCGCAUAGCAAAUAUGUUGAUUGUAUUCAGAUUUCUGCGGAUCAUUCCCAACAUGAAGUUCAUGUCCUUAGUUGCCAGUACACUUCUGGAUCUGUUGAAAAACACAAGAGCAUUUGCUGGGAUCUUGGUGGUGGCUUUCUAUGCAUUUGCAAUAAUUGGCAUAGUGCUGUUUAGGGGUGCUAUUGUUCCCAUGGGCAAUUCCAGUGUCAUAAACAUGACAGCUAGCAACGCCUCCAGCCAUUGUGGCACAUAUGAACAGCUGCAAUAUUGGCCAAACAACUUUGAUGACUUCGCUGCAGCGCUGGUGACUCUGUGGGAUGUGAUGACUGUAAACAACUGGCAAGUUUUCUUGGAUGCGUUUUCCAAAUAUUCAUCGUCGUGGUCAAAAUUGUACUUUGUCAGCUGGUGGCUGAUUUCUGCUGUUAUCUGGGUCAAUCUGUUCAUUGCUUUUCUUCUGGAGAAUUUUAUUCACAAAUGGGAUCGUCGCUGCCAUCGGUCAUCUCUUUCAGAAGAUGAAUACCAGAUGACUGUAGAACUCAUGUUCAGGGAUGUUUUGGAAGAACCUACAGAGGAAGAGCUGAUUGCAAAACUUCACCAGCAUCCACAUAUGCAUCUGUGUAGAUGACACAUCAGCAGAAAUGGCAAUCCAUUUUAGCAUGCCUGCAUGCAGGUAGCUGCAAGAAAGAUCCUGCAAAUCUUUCUGAAAGAACCUCAUCUGAUCUUGCUUGCCCACUAUGCCAAGUCUUUAAAGAUUACCAGCUGUUCAUUUUUAAACUUUUUUUUAAAAAAUCCUCUUGUGACUUUAUUUUAAGUUGGUUUUAUGAGACCAUGGAGUAGUCACUUUAAAAAUCUGAAAGACAAUGUGACCAAAGAGUUUAACUUUUUUUUAAAAGAAAGUAAAUAAAACUGUAUUACUACUACAUUGCACUUUAAAAUAGAAACUGUGGAAGUUAUGUUGCCACUAUGCUGGCUUUUUGCUUUCAGUUUUCUUUUUCUUAAAAAGCAAACUUUGUUUGCCGAAUUGUCUUUUCUGGUAUUUGUUGUGUGCUAUGCCAAGGACAGUGCCUUAAAGUUAUCAAAAGGUCUGUGUAAAAUGCUGAGCUUUUUUUAAAGUAAUGAGAAAAUAUGUAAUACUAAGUUUUGAAGUUGAAAGAAGAGGUCCCCAUUAUUCAAGUAAUUCAGUUACAUCAUCAUCCGUUCCAAAGUGGAUUACCUGUGUUGCUGAGAAUAAUACAGUGCCAGUUAUCACUGGUCAGAGCAUGAUCUCAAGCAGUAGGUUUUGCCCUUGGAACGGUUCUGAAGUAAGGGGCGUCUGUUACAGGCCUGUGGUCACUGCUGUUGCAUAGCCAUUUCAGUGAAUCUUAAACAGCUCCUUGCACAUGCCUUAUUGAAAUGACUGGCUGUUAUACAACUAGAGUGAGUUGGAUCAUGCCUUCUUGUUUUCGUAUUGUUUUUUUAUUGCACUGUAUUUGCAUAUGCCAAAGUGGCAAAGGAAAUACAUGUGCAGAAAUAGGUUUUUAUGCUCAGGUGCCAUUGCACACGGUUCGGGAACCGAGCACACAACUGGAUGCACAUUUAAGAAAACUUCUGCAUUGCAGUGCAGUUUCUGUGAGGUUGCACUUCUUUGUUGUUAUCUGGAAGGAAAUGCACAUCCCCACCUGUUGAGCAUGACCACUUCUGGAUUUGGGCCACUGUGGUUCUUACACAUCCGUAGAAAAUGGGAAGGACCACUUUAGUGCACUUUGGGGUUGUGCUUCCCAGAUGUGUAAAAGUAAAGUUAUAUUUCACAGAAUGCAGAAAUUCUGUGCGUAUGAAUGUUUCCAAUUGCAUUCUCUUACUGUAUCUCUGACUAUUAGCAUUGCCAACCUUCUAAGAGUCUGGUUUUUGCUAGAAAGUUGCAUUCAGGAUCUUGAGACUGUUCAAAGCUACAACUUCUACUAUACCAUGUUUAUGAAGAUUGGUACUUAAAACUUUGCUGAACUCUUCUUGAGAUAGUUGGUAACAUAAAGUAAAACCUCUAGAGAGGUUAUCAGUAUCUGGAUUUGUGAGUUCUCAAAUCCUGUUAAAGGUGAAAGCAGUUAUAUUUUGUAUUGUUUUUAAAAAGUAGAAUUCAACAUGUUGUGGUGCCACCAAAUAGAAACAGGAUUGCAGCAGUAAAUCUCAGCCUUUUAAAUUGUAAUAAUUAGAAAUGUAUAUGGUCAUUGGCUCAUCCAUCCAUCCUACAAGCUUGUGUGUAUGUGGCUUGGUCAUCCACGCUCUAAAACCCCUCCCCACCUCAUUUACUGGGAUAUUUUGAAGGAUUUACAAAACUCAGAACUGGAGGGCAUGCCAUCCUUGUACACAAAUUGAUCAUCUCAGGCAUUUGUUUAGCUUUAAUUGUCUUAAAUUAAGCACUGUUGUUUUCAGUGGAGGAAUAGCUCAUCCAGGCUUUGCCCUGUUGCUCCACCCCCUUCCCUGAAUGUCCACACACCAAUUUUCCUAUGUUUGAUGUCACCAUGCUCCCAGCUCUAUCCAUCUUCUCUUAGCCGGAGGGGCAGGUGCUGCUACAGGAAUACAUCAAGUGGUGGGGAGCUGAUUGGCACACAAACGUUUUGGAAAUACAGCUGGACAAUGGCAGCACUGGAGGUUAUCUGGCCGAUGACAUUUGCUUGGGCUCCAUGAUGCUGGCGCAAGUGUAGGGCCUGCCACCCAGCAUCUACCGUGACUUUGAUCCACUUGCCUGAUCCAUUGCUACAACAUCACAGAGCCUGAGCAGGAAUCAUUUACUCAGGUAGUCCUGAUGCUGCCAUCCAAGGUGGAGCUCAAAUUGCUGCAGAAGGGCCAAAGAGAUGUGCAGCCACCUUAGAGCAGCAGACCUCUGGGGCCCAUGUGCCUCCUCCAUCUGCAGGAAGGCAGAGGGAGGGAGGCAAGGCUCUGGAAUAAAACUAGGAUACAGCAGGGAAGAGAAGUGUGCAAAGCCAGGCCAGGAGUGAGGGGGUUGACUUUCCCUCAAGGCUCCUUACUCCAAAGUAGACCCGCAGCAAAGAUUGAGAUUGUCUGAAGAGGACAACUGUAGUUCGGAGCAUCCCAAACUGAAUAAUAUGCAGCAGCCCUUUGGAACCAUUCUGAGGUGGCCACUCCCAGGCCAGCCAUCUCCUCACAGUAUUGCACACUUCUGGUGUGUGUGUGUGUGUGUGUGUUAGAGAGAGAGAGAGAGAGAGGGCUCUUUUACAAGAAGGAUAGGGCACUACAUGAUAGCGGUGUGCAACUCUAUUUGCCAUCAAAUUGAUUUGGGUCAAAUUUGGGUGAUUCGCAAAUUUUGACCCAGAAUUGAAUCACCUUCAAAACAGAAGACAUGAUUCGGGGUUGAGGAGAAUCACCCCUGUUUCCACUCGAAUUGGUUUGGAUGAUUUGAAUGCCAUUUGUUUUGCUUAAAAAAAACGAGCCUCAGAAUGGUGCUUUUUUCAGGGAGAGCUGGUCUACCAAUUGGGAUCGGUGGGUAGACCAGCCCUCCACUCUCGACUUGGCAUGUCAGCCUACCUUGGAGGACAGGUCUACCCAGGUAGACCUGAUCUCUGAAGCGGGCUGACAUGCCAUGUCCAGAGCAGAGGGCUGGUCUACCCACCUAUCUCAGUUGGUAGACCAGUUGUCCCUGGGGUGGAAAUCACUUUUUUUAGGCAUGUUUUUCCAGCAAAAUGGGCCUUAAAAUGGCAUGUGAAUCACCUGAAUCGAUUUGGGUGAUUUGGGGCUGAUUCGUCAAGGCAGUUGGCCAAGCUGGCUGAUUUUGACAAAUCAGUUCGAGGGGUUCAUGAUUCAAUUCAACUAGGGCUGGGGCAAGCUGAGGGCAGAGUGGGGAGUGGUUCCCUUAAGAAGCAGGUAAGCAGCUCCUUACCUGCUUGUCCACCGCACUCUAAACGGCCGCACAGGGCUGCGACGCUGUUCCCUGCAGCCUCCACGUGCCGACACUGCAUAGAGGCUGCAGGGAACAGUGGCGCAGUCCCGUGCGGCUGUUGGGAGAGCAGUGGGGUGGGGACAAGCAGGUAAGGAUCUGCUUAGCUGCUUUUUAAGGGAACCACUCCCCACCCUGCCAAGCUGGCUUGAAUGCUGGCGCGUGAGCCAGUUUGGCGCUUCCCAGAGGAGGUGAUGAACAGGCUCGUGUACAUCUCUCGAUUCAACCUUGAAUCAAAUUGCAGAUUUUGAUUCAUGUACAUCUCUAGUGCAAGACUCUGCUUCCUGGGAAGGAGCCCCACUCUAUACCAGAAGCACACAGUACUUCAUGGGUUUAGCCAUGUUCCCAAGGGCUGCUGCAUAUUGUUUGGUUUUGGAUGUUCUGCGCAGUCCUACUGAAAAGUGCUAAUUGCCCAUCAUUUCUGACUGACACUUUGGCUAGUUUUAGGAUAAACAGUAGGAGUGAAUUGUGCAUCACAUAGUGUGGACAAGACCUAGAUAUGCAAGUCCUUUAAAGUGUCUAAAACGUCUAACUGUGAUUUUAGUGAGGAAAGGAAUUGACCACUUGGCUGAACAUUGUAAUGGCCGGCAUGGUGUAGUGGUGGACUAGGACCAAGGAGACCAGAGUUCAAAUCCCCAUUCAGCCAUGAAUACUCAUUGGGCGAUUCACUUGAUACUCUGGGCCAGUUACUUAUCUCUCAGCUUAACCUACUUGACAGGGCUGUAGUGAGGAAAAACAUAUCAGUGUACACAGCCCUGUUAUAAAUGUAUAAACAAACAAACAAGGGCAGCAAAUAUGUCAAUAUAUUAUGGGAAAAUGGUUUUCUAUACAGGGGAUUUGUGUCAUGCCCUAAUCCAGCAAAUCCUACAUUCAUUACUGAUACUUAUGAAUUAUUUUAUCAGCAAGGAUUAUUAAAUUCUUGUUCUGCUUUAGGUCUUCCCUGUUUUCUGCUUUGGGGUGUCUUCUUGUUCUCUGAACUCUCAGUAAGCAAUUUAAGCUGCCAAUUGGCCUUCUGUAAUAUUCAAUCUGGAAUUUCCUUUAAUGAGUACUGAGUAUGUCCUGACCUGUUUCUUUCGUUUAUCUGUGUCCCAUAUAUACUCCUGGGCUAAAUCUAGUAGCUGGUGGAGGCCUGGUGGGCAUGGUCAGCAAGCACGUGGUUGCAGGGCUGUGGCUUGCUAGUGCACUCCCAUUUGCUUUCAUCCAUGAGUUCAGGUAUAACACCUGAACAGGGCUGGAGGAAAGGCCCCAUCAUCUUAGCUAUGGCAGUCAUUUCUUCUCUAGCAAGUUAACUUGCUAUAGCAUAUAUUCCAUAAGAGCACUAUUUAGAUUAUUCCUGGCCUGGCCUCAGCAGAGACUUUGGUUGGCACUUACCUGUGCAGCUCAAGCAUGUGACAGUAUCCUUCCACUUCAGACUGCAGAUAAGGAGUUGCAUCUCUAUAGAAAUCUUUGACAUGCCAUGUCCCCCGCCCUUUGGUUCUUUGUUGACACUUUGAUAUUCUCUCCAUCUAAUAGGAAAUUGGCCACAGAGCCAAUUUUCCUUUUGGUUGUCAAAUGUCUGCUGCAACUCCUUACUUGAAGCUUUCAUCCUUUUUAAGGACCUGUAAAAACCAGCAUUUGUAUGCAACAUUGCUCCUUUUCUUCUUUUAUGUCACUCUUCUUUUUUGCACUGGUGCCAUUUGGCCAGUAUAGACUACCAAUACGAUAUAAAUCCCAUUCCCUCAUGCUCUGGGACCUUUUAUAGAGAAACAACUGAAAAUAAUAUAUAUUUUAUGUGUUGGAUUGAAUGUGUUCCAUAAAUGUCUUACAAUGUAUCAAUACAAAUCAUUUAUUGAGAGCACAAAUAUUUGAAUGUAAUUACUGAUGUCAGUAAAAUAUUUUUUGAGACAA